CCCGCUUCGGCCGCUCCGCUGGCCUGGUCUCUCUCGGCGUCUCACGGUCCGCUCAGCCCAGCACCAUGGGGAAGCGGGACAACCGGGUGCAGUUUUAGGUUCACAGCAAGAUUGAGCAGAAAGUAGAGUUCCAUAUACUCCCUGUGCCAACAUGUACACAGCCUCCCCCAUUAUCAACAUCCUGCUCCAGGCCUAUAUGAAUCCAAUAGCAAUGGCCAGAUCAAGGGGUCCAGUCCAGUCUUCAGGGCCAACAAUCCAAGAUUAUCUGAAUCGACCAAGGCCUACAUGGGAAGAAGUGAAAGAACAACUAGAAAAGAAAAAGAAAGGUUCCAAGGCAUUGGCUGAAUUUGAAGAAAAAAUGAAUGAGAACUGGAAGAAAGAACUAGAAAAACACAGGGAGAAAUUAUUAAGUGGAAGUGAGACCUCAUCCAAAAAAAGACAAAGAAAGAAAAAAGAAAAGAAGAAAUCUGGUAGGUAUUCAUCUUCUUCUUCAUCAAGCUCUGAUUCUUCCAGCAGUUCUUCAGAUUCUGAAGAUGAGGAUAAGAAACAAGGAAAAAGGAAAAAGAAAAAGAAGAACCGUUCACAUAAAUCUUCUGAAAGCUCCAUGUCAGAGACUGAAUCAGACAGUAAGGAUAGUUUAAAAAAGAAAAAGAAGUCAAAGGAUGCAAGUGAGAAAGAAAAGGACAUUAAGGGACUCAGCAAAAAGAGAAAGAUGUAUCCUGAAGAUAAACCUUUAUCAUCUGAGUCUUUGUCAGAGUCAGAUUAUAUUGAGGAGGUACGGGCAAAAAAGAAGAAAAGCAGUGAAGACAGAGAAAAAACAACAGAAAAGACAAAAAAGAAAAAGAAGCAUAAGAAACACAGUAAGAAAAAGAAAAAGAAGGCUGCUAGUUCAAGUCCUGACUCACCGUGAAAGGCAAAAUCAGGAUUCCCUUAUAAAGAAAGUGCAAUGUCUGAGGAGAUCUCAACUGUGAAAAUAAUGACAUAUUUACUAAAAUGCAUGACCUUUGUUGUUUCUAGAAUUAUUCCUGGAUUGUUAGGUAGCCACUCACAUGCCGCUGUGUGAAAGGGCCAUAAGAGUUGCCUGCUCCUUGAACAUCUGUCUUUGUUCUCUUCCAUUGCUUAAUAACUCUGGGAGAUAAUACACUGCAGUCGUACUAGUGGUUGAUAUUUGGGAAUAAAGUUAAUAUUUUUGACUAGAAGUAUCUAAUGAUAAAUCAACAGACAUUGAGUCUGGCUACAUCAUUAAGGUAUAAACAGAAAUGACCAGAUGACUCUAGUUAAUGUUUUUGAAGUAGGGAUUACAUUGAUACUUUAAAAUCCUUACUCUGUAGAUAAGUGUAUUUUAAUUUUUUCCCCUUGUAUACUUUUAUUUACUUGGGGAAGGAGCUUUUAAGGGUGGGGGGUGGUUUGCUAUUUCUUUAGCUAGCAGAAUAGCGUGCCUUUUAUCCUCACACAUCCUAUUUUUGCGGACACAGUAGCCAUGCUUCAUGAGGAGGUCAGAGCUGGGUAUGGCAGUCUUGCGCUUUACUGAGCUUAGUAACAUCCUUGGUCUGUCAUAUGCUGCUUUGAGUGAAUCAGAGAAGCAGCCUUUUGCAGCACGAGAAAGCCCCAGAAGCUCUGGAAUUUACCUCCACUUCAAUAAUACUGAAUGAUUUUUAUUAUUAGAAUGUAUUAUAACAUUUGGAUUAAUUUUGACUACACUUUGGCUUUGGGAAGGAGUCGUUUCCAAUACACACUGGUACUUUUUGAACUUGAUAGCUAAAGAUUCUAAAAUGCAUGUUUUAUACUGUUAAGUUUUAACCAGUCAGGAAUAUUUUAUGUAACCAGUGAUAGCUAUUUUUUGUAUGAAUUUUGGUUAGGCUGUAAAGUUUAGCUUUUAUUAACUUUUUAUUCUUGCUAUCUUUAAUUCCUUACUGCAUUUAAUGGCAUUCUUGCCAAAAUAUUAGCAUGUGAAAAGCAGAGUUUAGAUUUGGUUUGGUUGGUUUUGUUUGUAACAGCUUCAUAUUGAAGCUGAGACUUACCAUAUACAAGUUGAGUGGCAGGCCUGGUAUUCUGUGUCUUGUUACAUAAAGCUCUUGCCAGAAUCUUAGUAAAUAUAAUGUUUUAAAAGUUUGUCUUUGUAUAUUCAUAAAAAAUAUGACAAGUUAAACUUAAGCGAGAAUUACAUUAUUGCUCUUUCUGUGUCAUUUUACUAAGAUUUUGUGCCUCGUAACUCCUGCUGAAUUGUUUACUAGUUAUGUUAAAAGGAACUGAUAAGUCAUUUUCACUUUACAUUUUUAUAUAAUCAGGUAAUAUGAAAUAUAAUUUGAUGUAUAAUUUUGCCUGUGUGCUAAUUACAGUGGUAUAUGCACAAAACAUUUUGGCAUGACAAGAGGCUGAAUAAAUAGCUAUUUUACUUAAAAA
This is a messenger RNA of Myotis lucifugus (little brown bat), 2403 nucleotides long. It is a transcript of the gene FAM133B, whose product is annotated as family with sequence similarity 133 member B. Lineage: Eukaryota; Metazoa; Chordata; Mammalia; Chiroptera; Vespertilionidae. The coding region runs from base 152 to 910 and encodes 252 amino acids. The transcript has 12 exons. The record is from RefSeq and is a predicted model, not a curated record.